GAUGAAGGCAGUGGACCUUUUCAACACUCAGGAUUUAGGAGAAGAUGAAUUUAAGAAAUUCAAAUGGCAUCUGCGCCAGCCAAACAUCCUGGAAGGUUACCAAAACAUCAAAGUGGCCACGCUGGAGGAUGCAGAAAGGCAGGACACAGUGGAUGUGAUGGUGAAUACCUAUCAACUUCAUGGAGCUCUGAAGGUGACCAAGAAGGUUUUAGAGAUGAUCAACAGGAAUGAUCUAGUGCAGAGUCUGCCAGACACCAGCUCAGGACCAGAAGAGUCAGUGGAUGUCAGUGAUGUUGGAGAGACUUCAGAGAACAGAGGAACUCCCUCCUCUCAGAGCAAAGACGGGAUGGUUCCAGUACCAAAGCCUGCAUUGCACAUCUCAAAAUACCAAGAAAAGAUUCAGCCAAACUUCAAAGACCGUUACAUGCAACUAAAAGAAGGGUUGACGGAGGAGAAACAACCUCUGGAUGAGAUGUUCACACAUCUGACUGUCACAGCUGGGGGUGACGUACACAUCAACACACAGCAUGAGGUCAGGCAGAUUGAGACAGUGAGGCCAGCAGAUACAGAGACAACAAUUAAACCUUGUGACAUGUUCAAACACACCUCUGGAAACGACAGACCCAUAAGAACAGUGCUGACCAAGGGAAUCGCAGGAAUUGGAAAAACAUUUCUUGUGCACAAGUUUGUGUUGGACUGGGCUGAAGGAAGAGCCAAUGAAGAUGUGCAUCUCGUUUUCCCCUUCACCUUCCGUGAGCUGAAUUCAUGGAAGGGAGUGAAGGUAUGUUUGGCAGAGCUCAUUCAUGAAUGUAUCUGGGAGACCAAAGACAUCAAGAAAGAAGCUCUUAAUCACAUCUUUACAGAGCUGCAGUCAACAGGAAACACCAACUUUGACAAGAGUGAAUUCAAACUUCUGUUUGUUUUGGACGGACUGGAUGAGAGCCGCCUUAAUCUGGACUGCUCUACCAAUAAAAACAAGGCAGUUAUAAUUGAUGUGACAGUGCCGACCUCAGUGGACGAGCUGCUGGCGAACCUCAUCAAGAAGAAACUGCUUCCCACUGCUCGUCUCUGGAUAACCACACGACCUGCAGCAGCCAAUCAGAUCCAUUCAGACUUUGUAGACAUCACGACAGAGGUCAGAGGGUUCUCCGACCCACAGAAGGAAGAGUACUUCAGGAAGAGAUUCACAGAUCAGGAACAGGCCGGCAGAAUCAUCUCCCACAUCAAGACAUCACGAAGCCUCCACAUCAUGUGCCACAUCCCAGUCUUCUGCUGGAUCACUGCUACAGUUCUAGAUAAAGUGAUGAAAACCAGAGAGGGAGGGGAGCUGCCCAAGACCCUCACUGAGAUGUACGCAGAAUUCCUGCUGUUUCAGAUUCAUCAGACAAAAGAGAAGUAUGACCCAGAAGACUAUGACUCAGAAAAGUGCACUCAGUACAUUGAGUCAUUAGCAAAACUGGCUUACUGUCAGUUGGAAAAGGGCAACCUGAUCUUCUACGAGAAAGAUCUAGAAGAGAGUGGCAUUGAUGUCAGUGGAGCUUCAAAGUGCUCAGGAUUUUUCACAGAGAUCUUCAAAAAGGAAAGUCGGGGAAAGAAUGACAAAAAAAAGAUGUUUAGCUUCGUCCAUCUGAGUGUUCAAGAGUUUCUGGCUGCUCUUCAUGUCGAGAGGGCAGUAAUUAAUAGAAACAAGAAUGUGAUGUUUGGGCAAAGUUUGGUUGAACAAAUGCAAAUGGUUUUCAGCAAAAAAUCUAUGAUGUCUAAGGUCCAUAGGUUUGCUAUUGACAAGGCCUUACAGAGUCUAAACGGCCACCUGGACUUGUUCCUCCGCUUCCUCCUGGGUCUUUCACUGCAGAAAAAUCAGGAUCUCCUCCAAGACCUGCUGCCUCAGACAGGAAGUAGCUCAGAGCCCAAUCAGGAAACAGUCAAGUACAUCAAGAAGAAGAUCAAUAAGGUUCUGUCUGCAGAGAGAAGCAUCAAUCUGUUCCACUGUCUGAAUGAACUGAAUGAUCGUUCUCUAGUGGAGGAGAUCCAGCAGUAUCUGAGUUCAGGACAUCUCUCCACAGAUAAACUGUCUCCUGCUCAGUGGUCAGCUCUGGUCUUCAUCUUACUGUCAUCAGAAGAAGAUAUGGAUGUGUUUGACCUGAAGAAAUAUGGUGCUUCAGAGGAGGCUCUUCUGAGGCUGUUGCCAGUGGUCAAAGCCUCCAAAAAAGCUCUGCUGAGUGGCUGUAACCUGUCAGAGAGAAGCUGUGAAGAUCUGUCCUCAGUUCUCAGCUCCGAGUCCUCUAGUCUGAGAGAGCUGGAUCUGAGUAACAAUGAACUAAAGGAUUCAGGAGGGAAGCUGCUUUCUACUGGAGUGAAGAGUCCACACUGUAAACUGGAGACUCUCAGGCUGAAUGGCUGUAACCUGUCAGAGAGAAGCUGUGAAGAUCUGUCCUCAGUUCUCAGCUCAAAGUCCUCUAGUCUGAGAGAGCUGGAUCUGAGUAACAAUGAACUGAAGGAUUCAGGAGGGAAGCUGCUUUCUACUGGAGUGAAGAGUCCACACUGUAAACUGGAGACUCUCAGGCUGAAUAGCUGUAACCUGUCAGAGAGAAGCUGUGAAUAUCUGUCCUCAGUUCUCAGCUCAGAGUCCUCUAGUCUGAGAGAGCUGGAUCUGAGUAACAAUGAACUGAAGGAUUCAGGAGGGAAGCUGCUUUCUACUGGUGUGAAGAUUCCACACUGCAAACUGGAGACUCUCAGGCUGAGUGGCUGUAACCUGUCAGAGAGAAGCUGUGAAGAUCUGUCCUCAGUUCUCAGCUCAGAGUCCUUUAGUCUGAGAGAGCUGGAUCUGAGUAACAAUGAACUGAAGGAUUCAGGAGGGAAGCUGCUUUCUACUGGAGUGAAGAGUCCACACUGUAAACUGGAGACUCUCAGUUUGUCAGGCUGUCUGAUCACAGAGGAAGGCUGUACUUCUCUGGCCUCAGCUCUGAGCUCAAACCCGUCCCAUCUGAGAGUGCUGGACCUGAGCUACAAUCAUCCAGGAGACUCGGGAGUGAAGCUGCUUUCAGCUAGACGGGAGGAUCCAAACUGCAGACUGGACACUCUAAGGCUGGAUCAUGGCGGAGAGCAGAGGCUGAAACCUGGUCUGAGGAAGUAUUCCUGUCAACUCACACUGGACACAAACACAGUGAACAGAAAACUCAAACUGUCUGACAACAACAGGAAGGUGACAUUAGUGGAGGAGAAGCAGCCAUAUCCUGAUCAUCCAGAGAGGUUUGAGUCCUGGUAUCCUCAGCUGCUGUGUCGAGAUGGUCUGACUGGUCGCUGUUACUGGGAGGUUGAGAGGAGAGGAAAGGUUGAUAUAUCAGUGAGUUACAGAGGAAUCAGGAGGAGAGGAGACGGUGCUGACUGUAGGUUUGGAUAUAAUGAUCAGUCCUGGAGUCUGAGCUGCUCUGAUCAUGGUUACUCUGUCUGGCACAAUAACAGAGGAACAUCCAUCUCCUCCUCCUCUGUCUCUGGUAGAGUAGCAGUGUAUGUGGACUGUCCUGCUGGCUCUCUGUCCUUCUACUCAGUCUCCUCUGACUCACUGAUCCACCUCCACACCUUCAACACCACAUUCACUCAGCCUCUCUAUCCUGGGUUCAUGUUCUGGUUCAGGUCUCCUGGUUCCUCAGUGUCUCUGAGUCCUCUGGAGGACGGAGAGUCUCCUCCUGUUUCUCACAGCUGAUCAGUUGAGUCUGUUCAGGAUCACACUAACAGACAUAUUAUAUUUACCAAUAUAGGUGAUGGGAACAAAGACCGUAUA
Sander lucioperca (pikeperch) is the source of this 3781-nucleotide messenger RNA. Its product is annotated as NACHT, LRR and PYD domains-containing protein 12-like. Gene Ontology annotation, molecular function: protein binding. The transcript has 10 exons. The coding region runs from base 2 to 3703 and encodes 1233 amino acids. NCBI's taxonomy places the organism in Eukaryota, Metazoa, Chordata, Actinopteri, Perciformes, Percidae. The record is from RefSeq and is a predicted model, not a curated record.